Racocetra fulgida is the source of this 226-nucleotide messenger RNA. Lineage: Eukaryota; Fungi; Glomeromycota; Glomeromycetes; Diversisporales; Gigasporaceae. The record is from the annotation of a GenBank genome assembly.
AUGAAUGAUAUUAAGGUUGAGAAUAGGGAUUCAGGAGAUAUAUAUGACAAAUUCUUCAGAAUUUAUGAUCCGAAAAAAGUUUUCGCAGUUGAAUUUUUUGCAUGGCUCCUUGCUCAAGGAAUAGAAUCAGUUGACGACCAAAGCACAAAUAAUUUCUUUCUCAAAGUUGACAAACUUAGAAAUGAUGUAUGCUGGAAUCCAUAUAAAAAAGAGUUUGACGAAACUC